Molecule: messenger RNA, 1443 nt
Organism: Vanessa atalanta (red admiral)
Lineage: Eukaryota; Metazoa; Arthropoda; Insecta; Lepidoptera; Nymphalidae
Product: trypsin-7-like
Exons: 8
Coding region: 77-1015 (312 amino acids)
Biological process (GO): proteolysis
Molecular function (GO): serine-type endopeptidase activity
Source: RefSeq, a predicted model, not a curated record
UGGUCUGAUAUUAAUUACGAUAGCUGCGGCCCACAUAGAACAAAAAGAUACUGAUGUGAAAACUUCUUCAGACGACAUGGAACGUGAGCACAUCGUUCGCAGGAGCAAUGACGAUAAUGAGUGGCAAUACGAAGGAAUGACUAUCGAAUUGCCUCCAAGAAGGACGUAUAAUGUUCAGAAAAAAACUACUAAAAAACCGUCACCAAAUCCAGCACUUGAUCGACGAUACCGACGCAUUUACAACGCAGAUGAAAUCACAUACGUAGAAGAUUACCCAUUCCUGGCUGCGUUGCUGGUGAACAAGCAACUGUGGUGUGGAGCUGCUAUUAUCGAAUCUGACAGGAUAUUAACAGCAGCGCACUGUUUACAAUUACAAUACAACAACCGUUUCUUCCGUGAAUAUGUGAAAAUGCUCACAGUUCGAGUGGGCUCGACUAACGCAACAUCCGGUGGUGAAAUAUACAGAGUAAUAGAAAUAUUCUUCCAUCCAAACUACAAGCCUAACACUUUAGAAUUCAAUUUCGCUGUCUUGAAACUGCAUAAGAAUAUUUCUUUUGAUGGACAAGAUAAGAAAGUUGCGAAGAUCGACUAUUCAACUGAUAGAAUUAUACCCACUGAUAACAAUAUUACCUUUUUGGGAUGGGGUUCAGUGUUGAGCGCAGGUGGCUUAGGUGGUCAAGUGCUCCUUCAAAAACUGGUGCUGCCUGUUUACGACCUGGCCGACUGUCAAGAAGUAUACGGACGAGAUCUUGUUACGCGCAGUAAUUUCUGCGCAGGAUACAUAACUUUAGCGAAAAACGUUUGCAAUCACGACGCCGGUGGACCAGCGAUAAUGGAUGGAUUACUCGUCGGGAUUCUCUCAUUCUCAUCUAGGCGUUGUGAUCAGCCAGACCAACCUGCAGUAUUCUCUACCGUUGGCCAAAUUGCAGACUGGCUUGAGACUCUCUCCGAAAAGAAGAUAACUCUCAUAAAUACAGCAAUAAAGAACCCUGAUUGGAAUGACAGAAAGGAAUAAAACAAAAAUUUUACAUCACGAAUAUAUUUUCUAAUACUGUACAGACGUCGAGACUACAAUAACAAGAUAAAUUAAAAACAAUAUUAUUUUUAAAACUCCAUAUAUUUCUAUUCAACAUACAACAUUGAAUAACAUACAAUUUUUAAAUAUAAUUAUUUUUUUUCGUGUUCUCAAGCGGAUCCUUCGACAUUAAUGGAAUGAUAUCGAGCUGAUUGUAAUUGAAGGGUUAAAUAUAUUCAAUGAUUAAUUAUUAUUAUUGGCAAUACAAGCUAUUUCAUGUAUUUACAGCAAAUGGCAACCAUCUUGUUUUCCCGCGUUUAGUUUACCGCGCAUAGUUGUCAUUUAAGACAUUUGCACGCGUCCCUAGUGGCUACAGAUUAUAAACAGAAUAAUAAUAACAAUUAGAACUAUAAUCGGUUGUUCGCAGA